This is a messenger RNA of Zygosaccharomyces rouxii, 1824 nucleotides long. It is a transcript of the gene ALE1, whose product is annotated as lysophospholipid acyltransferase. Bases 1 to 1824 code for a protein of 607 amino acids. Gene Ontology annotation, molecular function: 1-acylglycerol-3-phosphate O-acyltransferase activity; 1-acylglycerophosphocholine O-acyltransferase activity. Gene Ontology annotation, cellular component: endoplasmic reticulum; membrane. The transcript has a single exon. NCBI's taxonomy places the organism in Eukaryota, Fungi, Ascomycota, Saccharomycetes, Saccharomycetales, Saccharomycetaceae. The record is from RefSeq and is a predicted model, not a curated record. Gene Ontology annotation, biological process: glycerophospholipid biosynthetic process; lipid modification.
AUGAUGUACAAUCCGGUAGAUACAGGUAUCACUGUCUUGGCGGAAAGAUUUGGUAUUAGCAAUUUCAUUUUAAGGUAUGCUACAUGCUUGUUGGGAUCAUUUGUAUUCAAUCUUUUCCUGAGGAGAAUUCCUGACAAUAAGGUGAAUUUGAAAUGCUUCUUUAUUACAUCUGUUUCCAUGUUCUAUUUAUUUGGUGUCUUAAACCUUUAUCAAGGUUUCCAGACACUAUUUAUCAGUACGACUUUCACGUAUUUGAUUAGCAGAUUUUACAAGUCCAGAUUUAUGCCCUUUGUGAAUUUUGGAUUCGUCAUGGGUCAUUUGGCCUUAAACCAUUUUAGUGCACAAUUCUAUGACAGCGAAGGUCCAGAAGCUAUUGAUAUUACCGGGUCUCAAAUGGUCUUAGUAAUGAAAUUGACAGCAUUUGCUUGGUCAUAUUACGAUGGAUCUUAUUCAAAGGACCACAAGUUUGAAGAUUUGACGGAAUAUCAAAAAUUACGUGCGGUUAAGAAACAUCCAUCUUUCUUAAAAUUUAUGGCAUUUGCAUAUUUCUAUCCAACUCUGUUAACAGGACCAAGUUUUGAUUUCGCAGAUUUUGAUAGAUGGUUGGAUGGAUCUCUUUAUGACGAUUUACCACCAACAAAGAGGUUCAAAAAUGGGAAGAAACAAACUCCCAAGAACGAUUGUUUGGCAUUGUGGAAGGCAUUGCAAGGUUUAGGAUGGAUUGCAUUGAGCAUGGUGUCACCCAGCUACAUAACUACCAGCUAUAUGUUCAAGCCAGAAUUCGGUUCCAAAUCCUUUUUCUUCAAAAUCCACUACUUCUUUUUCUUGGGGCUUACUUAUCGAUUCAAAUACUAUGCUGCUUGGACUAUUGCAGAGGCCUCAUGUAUUCUGUGUGGAUUAGGUUACAAUGGAUACGAUUCGAAGACCCAAAAAACUAAAUGGAAUCGUGUUCAGAACAUCAGUAUUUGGGGUAUGGAAAUGGGCCAAAAUUGUCAUGAAACUUUAGAGGCUUGGAAUAUGAAUACAAACAAAUGGUUAAAAUACUACGUUUAUUUGAGGGUCGCUAGAAAAGGUAAGAAGCCAGGAUUUCGCUCUACCAUGUUUACAUUUUUAACUUCAGCAUUUUGGCAUGGUACUAGACCCGGUUACUAUUUGACUUUUGCUACUGGUGCUCUCUGUCAAACUUGUGGUAAAUUCUUUAGACGUCAUCUAAGACCUAUUUUCUUGGCCGAAGAUGGUAUUACGCCAGUCUCCUACAAAUGGAUUUAUGACGUUGUCUGCUUUUACGUUACCAAGAUUACAUUUGGUUACAUGGUGCAACCUUUCAUCGUACUUGGUUUCAAAGAAUCCAUAUAUGCUUGGGGAUCAGUCUAUUUCGUUUUACAUUUGGGGAUUGCCCUAACGUUCUUUUUGUUCAGAGGACCCUAUGCUAAAUCUGUUAUUGCAUUCUGUACUUCUAAGCAACCAAAGGAAGCUAAGAGGAGAAGUGUUGAAAACGAUAUAGCCAAAAAAUCAUCUUCUUUAGGUGAUAUACUUGCUGAUAAACAAGCUUUUGAAAAGGAGAACUCUAGUGAAAUGGAUAUUUCAAUGGGGAUCCCACCAGUGGAUAAGACUUACGUUGGAAACGCUAAGAAAGAAUGGGCAGAAUUUUUGCAAGACUAUAACGAUUGGAGAAAUGAAAAAGGUCUUGAAAUUGAAGAACAAAAUCUAUUGAAAGCUUUCCAAGAUUUUAAGGAAGAAAUCACCAUGCCAAAUAAUGCAAAGAAAAUGAGUUUUGAAAAUUAUUCGCCAAAAACCACUCUUUCUGGCGAUAAAAAGGAUUAG